AUGGAUGCCCUACAAUUCCCUCCCUCAAAAUCCACUUUUUUGCAGCCGUAUACCCCACGGCAUGACUCAAAUAAUGACCUCCCAUACACAACACUCACCUUCGCUACCUCGCUAGAUUCCUCUCUAGCACUCUCCCCAGGAACCCGCACAGUUCUGUCUGGUCCUGAAUCUAAAUCAAUGACACAUUAUCUCCGCUCUCGCCAUGAUGCAAUCCUCAUUGGUGUUGGGACAGUCGUUGCGGACAAUCCGGGCUUAAAUUGUCGAAUCGAGGGUGUGGGUGGGUAUGGAGGGGAAGGUCUACAAGGCCAACCACGGCCCAUUGUACUCGAUCCGUCCGCGAGGUGGGAGUUUAAUGAGGAAUCAAAGAUUCUUAUCCUUGCUAGAGAGGGUCGGGGUCGCGCUCCUUGGAUAAUCAGUGGGUCUGGGGCUUCAAUCUCCAAAGAGAAACGGGAUCGUCUGGAGAGACACGGAGGGAAAUUUAUAUCUCUUGACAUAGCUGAAACCAAGGAAUUUAGCUGGAGUGAUUUGCUACGAUGUCUGAAGAGGGAGGGUCUCCAGAGUGUUAUGAUUGAAGGGGGAGGCUCGGUUAUCAAUUCCCUCCUUGAACCGCGGUUUCAGCACCUGGUCAACUCUGUAAUCAUCACGAUUGCUCCUACUUGGCUGGGUCAGGGAGGUGUGAUUGUCUCUCCGAAGCGGAGAUUUGAUGAGACUGGCACCGCGAUUGCAGCCUCACGGCUUAAAGAUGUGCAGUGGCAUCCUUUUGGUGAGGAUGUUGUUCUCUGCGGAAGGAUUGGACAAUGA
Aspergillus puulaauensis is the source of this 801-nucleotide messenger RNA. Its product is annotated as RibD family protein. The transcript has a single exon. Bases 1 to 801 code for a protein of 266 amino acids. Gene Ontology annotation, molecular function: 5-amino-6-(5-phosphoribosylamino)uracil reductase activity. The record is from RefSeq and is a predicted model, not a curated record. NCBI's taxonomy places the organism in Eukaryota, Fungi, Ascomycota, Eurotiomycetes, Eurotiales, Aspergillaceae. Gene Ontology annotation, biological process: riboflavin biosynthetic process.